Messenger RNA from Labrus bergylta (ballan wrasse), 1917 nucleotides. Lineage: Eukaryota; Metazoa; Chordata; Actinopteri; Labriformes; Labridae. The record is from RefSeq and is a predicted model, not a curated record.
CGCAGCUUGUAGGCUGCCUCUCAGUGCCAUAGCAACCGGAGCAGACAUCGACCAUCAACAUGGCCAAAGCAACGACUGUGAAAGAGGCUCUGGCCAAAUGGGGCGAGAAGUCAGGGGAACAAGCGAGCGAGGCUACAGCCAUAAAACUGUACGGUCAGAUUCCUCCGAUAGAGAAGAUGGAUGCUUCUCUCUCCACACUCACCAACUGCGAAAAGCUGUCUCUGUCCACAAACUGCAUCGAGAAAAUAACCAAUCUCAACGGCCUGAAGAACUUGAAGAUUUUGUCUUUAGGAAGGAACAAUAUCAAGGCUCUUACUGGGCUGGAGGCUGUAGGGGAAACAUUAGAAGAGUUGUGGAUCUCCUAUAACGUGAUUGAGAAGCUGAAGGGAAUCCACAGCAUGAAGAAACUCAAAGUCCUCUACAUUUCCAACAACCUGGUCAAAGACUGGGGAGAGUUCGUGAGGCUAGCUGACUUGCCGUGCCUCGCAGACCUGGUGUUUGUUGGAAAUCCUCUGGAGGAGAAAUACUCAGCUGAAGGAACCUGGAUGGAUGAAGCCUCUAAAAGACUCCCAAAACUGAGGAAACUAGAUGGAACCCCGGUCAUCAAAGAAGAAGAGGAAGAAGAAGGAGAAAGUUGAAGAGUGAUCAGUAAAACUACAACCCUAAUCCACAAGACUCUUCCCUUUUUUAAAAGUAUUGUACAGUUUGUUGUGAAGCUUUUCUUUUUAUAAAAUGAUUCUGACGACUUUGACAAGCACAAAAAAUUACAAAGAAAGGGUUUGUGGUGAAUUUAAAGAGUCAAACAAAUUGACGGUACUUCAGGGCCUUUUGGGUUUUGGGACCAGAAAGAGGAUUUAAGGAGACCUUUUUGAGUGUGACUUCAUUAUAAGUACAUUAUUUAAUGCUUUUAACAGCAUUAGGAUUUUAUCACCAAUCCCCUGUGAGCUUGUAUGGUACUGAACCAUCAGAAGGCAAGACGUGCAAAAUCUAGAUUUACAUUGUGUUUUUACUGUGUUGUUGAUUUAUACGCCUCUGUGUUAUUUGAGCAAAAGCUAAAGCACGAUGUAGCACACAAGAGUGAGCAGAGACAUCUGAUUCGAGCAAAUGUUCAGGAAAUACUUCUAGCUACCAUUAAGCUAUAAAGACAAAACACUGUGCUCCCUCAACAACAUCCUAAUAGAGAGAUGGAGAAGGUAAUGCUACAUGACUUUAGCUACACUGGUAGCAGAGUGGGAUUUUCUGACACAACUUCACCGACUAUCAAGGUGCAUGAUGAGUGAAAUGAUGACCCUGAUGAAGACCACAAGCCGAAACGUGUCGGUCUAAUUUGUACAAGCUGUUUGCCUCAUUGUUAAAAAGUUCAGGAAUUUGCUGAAUUAGGGUUUAAACAUUUGAGUUCUCAGGGUAGGAAGCAGUGAUAGCAUUACAAAUAAGAGGUCAAGCUUUCUCUACUCACCUUCUCAUAGGGCAUAAAGGGACCAUCUGUGGAGCAAACUCAGUUAAAAGUAAAAUAUGUAAUGGCCACAAAAUGUCUAAAGCUCUGUGUGUGUUUUUUUUUAGAUUUUCCUUUUGAUAUGAUACUAAGAUCUUAAUUUCUGUCUAGACAUGGUUAUAUUCUGAUCUCAUAUAAAUUGUGAAAUGUUUGAAUGUCCAGUGUUCAUUUUUUGGAGGGCAGAAAGAAGACAACUGUACUUUAUGACAGUUUCUGAUUGAUGUAAUUUACUGCAUUUUCCUGUUUGUAAAAAUGUUACACCAAGGUUUAUGCGAGUAGCAUGUUUAUUAAUUAACAUUGUCUUUGUAAAAUUAUUUUCAUGCCUUUAAAUAUUUUAGGCACAUUUGUUCAUAAAAAUGUGAUAUAUUUAUGUUUGUUUGUUAAAUGAUUUUGAUAUCUGAAAUGAAUAAAAGUUUAUCAGUUGA